CACAUUCAAUUAACAUAUCUAUGACCUUGCCAUUGAUGAAAUUACCUUGUCUCUUACAUCCACGACUUGACUUACAUUGACUUUGUUCACAACUUUGAUACUUAUAAAAUGCACAACAUGUAAUUUAAGUUUCUUAACAAUUUAAUCUCUCUCUCAAAACAUGAAGCAAACGAUUGUGAUGAAGGUUUCCAUGCCCUGUCAAAAGUGUCGCACAAAGGCACUCAAAGUUGUCGCAUCAGCAAGCGGUGUGAAUUAUGUGGGAUUAGAGGGAGAAGGGAAAGACAAGUUAAUGGUAAUUGGAGAUGGUAUAGAUGCUGUCAAGUUAACGAAUUGUUUGAGGAAAAAGGUUGGAUAUACUGAAAUUGUCAGCUUAGGAGAAGUUAAAGCCAGUUGAAAACAUGUGCAAGAGAUGUAAUUUCCUUUUGUAUUUUCCAUUUUUGUUCUUUUUUGUGUACUUGUCAAAUUUAGUGUUUAGUGUAUAUGAAUGGAUUGUUAGGUAAUGGUGUAUGAAAUCAACAAUAUAAUGAGAUGGAAUAAUGUCAUCA
Messenger RNA from Lathyrus oleraceus (garden pea), 545 nucleotides. Its product is annotated as heavy metal-associated isoprenylated plant protein 47. The record is from RefSeq and is a predicted model, not a curated record. The transcript is spliced from 3 exons. Bases 161 to 394 code for a protein of 77 amino acids. Gene Ontology annotation, molecular function: metal ion binding. Lineage: Eukaryota; Viridiplantae; Streptophyta; Magnoliopsida; Fabales; Fabaceae.